Messenger RNA from Sus scrofa (pig), 1719 nucleotides. It is a transcript of the gene CXCL14, whose product is annotated as C-X-C motif chemokine ligand 14. Gene Ontology annotation, molecular function: chemokine activity. Gene Ontology annotation, cellular component: extracellular region. Lineage: Eukaryota; Metazoa; Chordata; Mammalia; Artiodactyla; Suidae. The record is from RefSeq and is marked provisional. Gene Ontology annotation, biological process: immune response.
GAUUUAAAAGAGGCCUGGGCGGGCGGAGGGAGGCUGUGGAGAGAGCCCGAGAGCGAGCGGAGCGCAGCAGCAGCAGCAGCAGCGAGCGAGGCUACCACCGCCGGGCCGGGCGCAGCGGCAGCGAGUGGAGCCAGGAGGCGCGCUCCGGGCAGAAAGAGCCUGCCGCCCGCCGAGCCGGCGCCCGAAAGCGUGGGCGCCCUCCCCGAGUCCCUGCUCCCGCGCCGUGGCCCCGGCCAGCAUGAGGCUCCUGACGGCCGCGCUGCUCCUGCUGCUCCUGGCGCUGUGUGCUGCGCGCGUGGACGGGUCCAAAUGCAAGUGCUCCCGGAAGGGACCCAAGAUCCGCUACAGCGACGUGAAGAAGCUGGAAAUGAAGCCAAAGUACCCGCACUGCGAGGAGAAGAUGGUUAUCAUCACCACCAAGAGCAUGUCCAGGUACCGAGGUCAGGAGCACUGCCUGCAUCCCAAGCUGCAGAGCACCAAGCGGUUCAUCAAGUGGUACAACGCCUGGAAUGAGAAGCGCAGGGUCUAUGAAGAAUAGGGUGAAAAAUCCCCCGAGGGAAAACGUCACACCGGUCAGGAGACGAGCAAAGGACUUUGCCGAUUAAACAAACAAACCCUUUCUUUGUCACAGGCAUAAGACACGAAUUAAACAUGGUUACCCAGCACUUUUACCGAGGGUCGGUGGUUCGUUUUAUAGCUGCGAGCAAAAGGCUUCCAGAUGUGAGAGCCUUCUCUUGCGCUCCAGACACCAUCACAAGCUGCUUUUUACUGAAAAAGGGGGAAAACUCAUGCAUUUCCUUUGUUUAAAAAAAAAAAAAAAAAAAAAAAGGUUUUUUGGACUUACCCAGAUAUCACUAUACAUCUGAGCUUUCUAAGCGCCUGGGAGGGCAGGGAGCUUGGGUGAGACACUGCUCAGCAGCCUGGCUCCCUUCCCAGCACCGGAAGCUUCCCGCCCGGGGGUCCUGGGGCCUCGGCCCAGCUGCUCCCCUGGGCUCACGGUUGGUCACUGCUACAGGGGGGCUCGGCAGUGGCCCCCAGCUGCCGGGCAAGCAGGAGCAGAUCUCUCCGCAUCUGUUCUUUGAGGAACUCGAGUUUGGCCGCCCGAGAGACACGCUUCGUCCCCCUGGUUAAUUUUGGCACACGCUAGGGAUACAUGGCCAAGAUCUGGGGAUGGCAAAGCAAACGGUCCUUAAGGCAGGGGUUGGCUCUUCUCUCCAACCUGAGAGUUUGGGAAAGGCUCACUGCUGCGAGAGUAAAUGCUUUGAAAGCCGGGGACGUGCUGAGCCAUGCGCUUAGCACGAACCUUGGGGGGAAACUCGCAAAGUUACCAACACAGACACGAUAUACAGCUACGGGCACACACGGUGUUGCCAAGGGAGAACCUUCGAAGCCUGUUUCUUUCCUCACAACGAUGGCACAUGCAGCACGAAAGGCAUCAUUCCACGAUCCUCCACGUAAUUCGUCCGUGCUGAACAGUGCAGCCCUCUCUGGAAAAGCUCAGAUGACCACACGCCCUUCCCUUUGUAAAUACGCUCUUAGGAAGGCCCGCUCUCUCUCACACACACACACACACACACACACACACACGCCUUCAGCAUACGCCGCGCUAUUGGGUCACGUGCUGUGUAAAUGUCAGACACCAUGAGCAUUGCAUGCCGGUUUCGUGUUCUUUCUAAGACAAAAAGAAAAGUAAUAAAGUAUAUUUGAAAUGUACCAAAA